This is a messenger RNA of Dracunculus medinensis (Guinea worm), 381 nucleotides long. The record is from the annotation of a GenBank genome assembly. Lineage: Eukaryota; Metazoa; Nematoda; Chromadorea; Rhabditida; Dracunculidae.
AUGGAUUUAACACGUUGGGAACAAAAGGAUUGCAUGAAUACUUUAGUUUGUUUUCUUAUUGGAAUGAAAGGUAAAGCAGUCAUUGUUGAACUGAAAAAUGAAUCGUUUAUCCAAGGAAAACUUAUCGAUAGUGAUCUCCAAAUGAAUUUAUACUUAUCAAAUGUGACAAUCAGUCGAAAUCGUAAUAAAUUUGAGAUAACGAAGUGCGAUGAAUUUUUCAUUUCUGGAAGUAACAUUCGCAUGGUUCAUUUUAAUAAUAACAUAGAUGAAAUAUAUGCGAUUAAUCGAUCAUUUAAACUGAUGGGCAAAGGGAAGGGCAAACGAUUCGAGACUCAGUCAUUGGCUUAUCAGAAUUCUGCAUUUAGACGUCAGCCGAUGUAA